Molecule: messenger RNA, 2010 nt
Organism: Rotaria sordida
Lineage: Eukaryota; Metazoa; Rotifera; Eurotatoria; Philodinida; Philodinidae
Source: the annotation of a GenBank genome assembly
AUGCCAGAGAUGUUGUUUGAAUCGCAACAUAAACAAUCUGUAACAAAUCCAAAGCAAAUCAAACCAGAAAAGAAACAAGAACUCCACGAAGCUGCAAUUGAUUGUAUUAUUACUGAUGGUCGUCCGUUCGGCGAUUUCCGUCGGUUGGGAAUGUCAAAAUUUCUUAAUGUUAUUUGUCCUGGAUAUCGUGGUCCUGGUCGAAAAACUGUACGUCGUCGUCUAGGUACUUUGUAUCACGAAUAUCGUCAGCAACUUGGAGAAGUACUUGCUUCAAUUCCUGCUAUUGCAAUCACGGUCGAUAUUUGGACCAAAAAGAAGAAAUCUUUUAUUUGCUUAACUGGUCAUGUAUUCAAUAAAAAAUUUGAAUCGAUUCCGGUGGUAUUAGGAUUUCGUCGAUUUACUGGUUCUCACGAAUCAGAAAAUAUUAAAAAGUACAUUCUUUAUGAAUUAAAACGUUUAAAUAUUCAAGACAAAGUUUGUGGUAUAGUUGGUGAUAAUGGUAGUGAUAUUAAGAAGGCAAUUAAUGAAAUCAAGCCAGGUGAACGGUUCUCUUGCACCGCUCAUAACAUCAAUCUGGUGAUCAAAAAUGGUUUAGAAUUAUGGGAGAAAAAAAAGAAAAGGUAAAAUUCUUUCUUUUAAAAUAUAGUUCAGAGCACUUCACAUACAACAUAUGUGGACAAACAUAGAUAUAAUCAUCUUCUCAUAACAGUGAAAUGCAGCUCGUGACUUUUGAUUAGUUUAGGAUAAGGUAUAUUGCUUAAUCAAGAGUGAGUAUCUUUGGAAUAGACUGAUAUAGCUUUUUGAGUCAGUUCAGUUCUCACGUGAUAAAUAUUCCUGUCUCUUAAAUAAUUGAGAUGUAAUUUUCAGGAGACUUUGAUUCAUAAAAGAUGAUUGAAUUACAGCGUCUCGUUGAGCAUGACGUAUAGUAUUCGUUAGUCUUAUUCUAUACAGCAAUGAAGAAAACAAAUCCUCUAACGUUGAAAAGAUUUACUCUUCAUUGCUGAUUUUGGCAUUAUUGUCUGUAUCAUCGCUCUCAACUGAGACAGAACCGUUGAUAAUGGUCGUCGGGUGAUGUAGUUCAAUAGCAGUAGGAGUUUUUGACUCACUGGUAGCCGUUAGAUCGAUGACUGAUCUUUCUAGUUAACUUUUCUUUUUUUUAUAAAAACAUAUUCGAUUAUCUACUAAAUAUUUCAUGAUUCUCGCCAAGUAUACGAUAGGAGCUUUUUAUAUGCAGCUGACUGUAUUAUCUGGAACUAUCUAGAGAUUAGAUUAUUAUUAGUUAAUCGUCCAAUUCCGCUCAAUCCGAUCUAAUCUAACCGGCACUAGUUCUAUUUACAUCUGUGAUAUAAAUAUGAAAAACAGAAAAUUAAUUCCUAGGAGAUUCGAAGCAGAAGGCAAAUCUCAGACCAGAUUAUAUAUAUAUAACAGUCUAUGGUUUUUAAGUGUAAUCCUGCGUAUACCGUAGAAUAAUUCAUUUUUUAUAUGAAUUUGUUGUGCAAUGAACAAACUACCUUGAAGAUGGCUCACGGGUAUCUAUUUCAUGAUUAGUGCAUUCACUAUUUAAUGGACCAAAAUCAAAGCGAGAGCAAUCAUGGAAGUAGAGAAACCUAAAUAGUGCUGUUCUUGUCUUGUCAUCCAUUGUACCACCAGAGUUGAUACAAAUCAUUAGGACGACUACAUCACAGUUAUACAUGUAGUGUUGUUUGAAGACAGAACAAAAAUAAAUUUCUAGAAAUUGAACCGAAAUUACAUUCAAUUUGAAGGUAAUAAAACCGUAAUAACAGAUAAACAGCUAGUCAUACAAGGAUCAUCAACAAAAUAAAUAUUCAUUUCAAAAUCUUUAGGAUAAAAUAUAUAAGGAUAUUGGGAUCAAGAAUAUAUCGACCGUAGAAAGACUAUGACUUUCGUUGUUUGAUGAGUGAGCUAUCGAGAUCGAAUCGAAAUUAAUAUGCAUUGAUUCUACACAUAAGAAGUGAGCGCCAAUACAAUUUAUGAGAUUAUUACUGAAUC